This is a messenger RNA of Alternaria atra, 2019 nucleotides long. RefSeq lists its product as uncharacterized. The transcript has 3 exons. Gene Ontology annotation, molecular function: protein binding. NCBI's taxonomy places the organism in Eukaryota, Fungi, Ascomycota, Dothideomycetes, Pleosporales, Pleosporaceae. The record is from RefSeq and is a predicted model, not a curated record. The coding region runs from base 1 to 2019 and encodes 672 amino acids.
AUGGCCUCGUCAACCGCCCGCAAUGGAUCACCAGGGCGCGGGAGGUCCACCAGCCCGCGCUCGCCGCGGUACUCGCAGGCCUUUGACGACAACGACGAGGGCAGCUAUUUAGACUCCCUCCCAGAUACCCGCCAUCUGCAAGCUUUUGGCAAAAAAGUGACUGCGACCGCUGGCAGCUUGAUAGGCGCCGAAGGAGUCACCCAACACUACCAGAACGCCAUCGGGGAGCUCCACCGUGAGCUGAAGCGCCCACUGAUGCAGCGAUCCGUCUUUUCCUUCGCCCAGACCACCCCCCGCGAGAUCGUGCGCUCGCGAAUCUCCGUCCCCGAGAUCCAGCAACGAGCACUGGCCUACAUCCCGAACGACCUCUUGUCCAACAUUCCCGAGGACAACAGCGAGUUUUCCCUCUUCCAGGGCUUCGAGGCCUCAUUGCCUGAUAAGCCUGACAGCCAUGCGAAGAAACAUGGAAGGCACAAUGCGAGGGGCCAGAGGCUGAUAGGUGGCGGGGAAGACGAGGAUGAUCCCAACGUGCCGCCGUCGAUGCAAAAGCUGAGGAAGCAGAGGCAUGCCAUGGGCCACCGAUUAGAGAUGAUGGGCGUGCGGAAACACAUGUGUGUGGCGGAAAUACACGAAAUCGACAACAAGAUCGCAAACCUCAACACAAUGCGCAAGAUGGUGCUCGACCGUUUGGCGGGGCUCGAACUCGAAGAGGGGGAGCUUGAGCAGGACCUGCUGACCGUGGACAACCGUAUCGAGGACCUGCAAGAAGAGCUGGACGACGAAGCCGCAUUGGCGCCCAAGACCGCAGAGUCGCAAACAAGCGAAGAGCAGUCAGAAGGCAAGGGCGACUUCAUGUCCGAGUCGAUAUACCAGAAGAUACCACAAUCGCCAAAGACGAAGAACAAAGCGAAGCGGCUUUCAAAGCGGAUGUCGAUGCCCGUGCUACACGAGCACCUACAAUCAGGAUCCAAGAUCAAGGAAUUGCCAGCGCAUAUGGAUGCCAUUACCGCUAUGGACUUUGACGCGCCAUGGGGCAUGAUGGUUACCGCAUCCUUGGACGAUACCGUACGAGUAUGGGAUCUGAGCGCCGGACGGUGCAUCGGAAUGCUCGAGGGCCAUCUCUCUUCCGUGCGCUGCCUACAGGUCGAAGAGAACAUCGUUGCGACUGGCUCAAUGGACGCUUCAAUAAAGCUAUGGGACUUGAGCAAGGCUGAAUACGCACCUAUGGACAACCGGAUAAACAAGCACGAUGAAGAAAGCGAUGAUGGUUUGGCAUUUGAAAACUCGGAAGACGCGCCACCAGCGCCCCCAUCGACCAGCAUGCAAGACUGCCCUCUGUUCUCUCUCGAAUCGCACGUUGACGAAGUCACGGCGCUGCAUUUCCGCGGCGACACUCUAGUUUCUGGUUCAGCAGACAAGACACUACGACAGUGGGAUCUGGUCAAGGGACGAUGCGUGCAGACGCUUGAUGUCCUCUGGGCCGCCGCUCAAGCAACAGCUACGAACACCUCCCAAAGCACAUGGCGACAGACGGGGCGCUCCGCCGACUCCUCUGCUGACUUUGUAGGCGCUAUCCAAGUCUUCGAUGCCGCACUCGCUUGCGGUACAGCAGACGGUAUGGUACGUCUAUGGGAUCUGCGUAGCGGACAAGUACACCGAAGUCUCGUCGGCCACACAGGCCCCGUCACAGCUCUGCAGUUCGACGAUGUGCACCUCGUAACCGGUAGUGCCGACAGGAGUAUACGCAUCUGGGAUCUUCGAACCGGCGCCAUUGCCGACGCCUACGCUUACGACCACCCCAUUACCAGCAUGAUGUUCGACUCACGCCGCAUCGUGUCUGCAGCGGGCGAAGACGUAGUCAAGGUUUACGAUAAGACGGAUGGAAGGCAUUGGAGCUGUGGACCUGGCGCCGACGAGAACGACGAGACCAAGUACUCCAUCAUUGAGCAUGUCAGGAUAAAGGAUGGCUAUCUCGUUGAAGGACGUAGAGAUGGUACUGUUGGUGUAUGGUCGUGUUAG